Sphenostylis stenocarpa is the source of this 690-nucleotide messenger RNA. NCBI's taxonomy places the organism in Eukaryota, Viridiplantae, Streptophyta, Magnoliopsida, Fabales, Fabaceae. The record is from the annotation of a GenBank genome assembly.
AUGGCUUUUAAUAAUGAAGAAGAGAAGACUGAGGACUACCUUUUCAAGAUUGUUUUAAUUGGUGAUUCAGCUGUUGGGAAAUCAAAUUUACUUGCACGAUUUGCUAGGGAUGAGUUUUAUCCUAAUUCGAAGUCAACUAUAGGAGUAGAGUUUCAAACUCAAAAGAUUGAUAUUAAUGGAAAGGAAAUUAAAGCACAGAUAUGGGACACUGCUGGGCAGGAGAGGUUCAGAGCUGUUACAUCUGCAUAUUAUAGGGGUGCAGUUGGAGCUCUUCUGGUGUAUGACAUCAGCCGACGUCAAACAUUUGAUAGCAUAGGCCGGUGGCUUAAUGAACUCCAUACUCACUCAGACAUGAACGUUGUCACAAUACUUGUUGGGAACAAGUCAGAUCUUAAAGAUUCAAGGGAAGUUGCUACAGCUGAAGGCAAGGCAUUGGCUGAGGCACAGGGUUUGUUCUUUAUGGAGACAUCAGCUCUGGAUUCAUCAAAUGUGGCAGCUGCUUUCGAAACUGUUGUAAAGGAGAUUUACAACAUCUUAAGUCGGAAGGUUAUGAUGUCUCAAGAGCUCAACAAAGAGGAUGUUGCCAGAAUGGAAAAUGGAAAGACUGUUGUUCUACAAGGGGAAGGCGAAGGCGAAGGGGAAGGAGAAGCAGCAGCAGCAGAUGCCGAGGCAGCAAAGGGUUGUUGUUGA